AUGAAUGAUGAUGCCCUGAAGAGUAGGAAAUACUGUUGUAUCCACUCUGGCUCAUUCGUCUCGGCAGACAAAUAAAACUUUUACAAGAGUUGGGACAAAUCGGUGAGGCACCUUUUUCGACGUCAGUCAGUCGGUGAACGGCAUUUCGCGCUGCCAUUCGCCGGUGUCAACUCUUGAGGCGACGGACCUUCGGUUCUAGCCGAACGGAAGGAGAAAGCAAGGUGGAACGAAGCCAGCAUUUCCUUGGAGGAUUUGGACCAAGUCAGAGUGGUGUUGGAAAACACUUCAGAAGAGAGUUUCAUAAAUCAGACAUCCUGCAGUGUUUUUUGUUCCUACUUGAAGAAGGUUAUGUCUGUGGGACAUGCCGAUUUUGAGAGCUAUUGAAGGCACAAUCACCCAAGGUCAUUGAAAACCAAGAUACGUGAAAUGAAGUCAAAACCAUCUUGGAACCAAUAGUGAGUUGGACCUGCUAUUGGGUUUUCUCGGGCUGGCCCACGGACCCCACAACCAUUUGGUCGGAUCUUGGAUAGCUGAGCAAGUUUCAAUACCGUUGCUUUUUGUCUACCCAGAUCCGAUAUUUCACCGCUCUCGUGGUGUAACUAAACAAUCCGCCUUGCAACAACAAUGGGCCAUCCCAAGGAACAAGGAACAUCCCGAGGGUAGAGGAAACUGUGAAAAGGCCAAAGACACACCAACUCACUCAAGAAGUGACAGUUCUUUGAAAACAGCCAAGCAUUUAGGCUCUGGUUGUCGAGUUUUAAAAUAUUCCAUCCAUCCCUCGGUGGCUGUUGGUUGUUCUCCUGCUUGUUGUUGUUGUUGUUGCUGUUGUUUCUGUCUUCGUCGUCGAGGCUUUGAAUCUUGAGAUCCGAGGAAAACCCAGAGUGAAGAAGGAGAAGAGAGGCCAGAGAGCCUCGAGGCUGUUGGAUGGAUCAAACAAAGAAAUAAGAUGAUCAUGUCAAGCCGAGCGUUCUGGGUGGGCUUCCAUUUUCUGAUCUUGGAUUUACUAUGGCCGUCGUGGUCUUCGAGCGUGGAGUCCUCUUUGGUGAAUGACAAACAAUGGAUGAGCUCCUUGUCCAAUAAAGAAGGCACAUUCACGGCAGACUUUGAGGAGGAAAAUGGAACGACCAUCGCUGUGCGGGAUGGAACCAAAGCCGUUCUUAAUUGCAGGGUCUACCUUCGACACGAUAAAACAGAAGUUGUUCCACUCGCCUCACAAAAAUCCCCUUCCUCGUCUCCUCCCAUGGGUCUUUGGUCCGAGACCACAGAAAGCAGAAAGUGAAGGAAACUCAAUCAGGAAGUUGUUGUUUAAGAAUAGUUGAUCCACCAGACCUUAUGAUCCUGGCAUAACUGAACCAAAAUCAUAUCGGUCUUCUUCUGUACAGUAUAUCCGCUCCUCCAGACUCUUGGACGCACUUCUUCAGCUUGAAGGGACCUUUCAUGUUAAUAAUUUGAAUACUCGGUGAUUUGUAGCUUUGUCCUUCCGGACCAGCUUUUUCUCCUCAUUCUGUCAUCCUUGGAACCCCAUUGAGCUGUAGGCUAUUGUUACCAGUGCAGUGACCCCAACCAUAUUCUAGUUAGGA
Messenger RNA from Tigriopus californicus, 1580 nucleotides. RefSeq lists its product as uncharacterized. Gene Ontology annotation, cellular component: neuron projection membrane. Lineage: Eukaryota; Metazoa; Arthropoda; Copepoda; Harpacticoida; Harpacticidae. The record is from RefSeq and is a predicted model, not a curated record. Bases 947 to 1279 code for a protein of 110 amino acids. Gene Ontology annotation, biological process: synapse organization. The transcript has 4 exons.